AGCUCCGUCCCCGUGCGUCGACACGCCCCCGUGGUUGGUGCUGUCCGGUGCUGUGGUGCUGAACGCUGUAUACCAGAGCGGUAAACUGCCUGCAGCGCACUGGACUGUCCGUCUGCAGGCAGAUAUUCUUCAUGGAGAAAAGACGGGGAUCUCCCUGGAUAAAAAGACCUAAAGUUCAGAAGGAUGAUCAGCAAGGAUCACACAGUGGAUAACUAUGAAAGAAACGUUUCUGAAGCUUUUUUUCUUUUGAUUUUCGGGAUUUUCUAGUCACAUCCCUGCUUGGAGAUACAAAACUUGCCACCAACAUGAUUUGGGGUGUUUUGCUGUGUUGCCUUUUAACGCCGGCAGCCGGAUAUCAAAAACAGGGUCGACUGCCUUUCUUUCAUGGACAUAUUUUUGAGAACUCGCCAGCGGCUUCGAAAGUAAACGGACUCAGCAUUCCAGUGAAGCGCAUCGACGCGCAAAAAUGGUGCCCGCUGACCGGGAUGCACUUUAAAUUGUUUGGAAAUGGCAGUGAGGAUUUUCGUGUCUUUGCGCACCACAAGCGGGGAAAUGUGUUGCUGAAAACUUCCAGGGUUUUAGACAGAGAGACGCGCUCAGAAUACCUGCUGAGCGUCGAUUUGUGUUGCCAGACUUGCGCGUCGGAAUCUGUCAUUUUCCAGGUUGCUUUGGUGAAAGUGGACGUGUUGGACACCAACGACCACGAACCGACCUUACUGAGCACAGACAAUGUUCAUAUAAGUUUAGAUGACACCACUGCGCUCCGUAGUGUUGUUUACAGACUGGAAGCUGUCGAUGAAGACAGCGGGAAAAACGCAGAGUUGACGUAUACCUCCAUACCAAAAAAUGGCAGUUUCUAUGUUGUUCCGAAGACGGGGGAAGUUUUGCUUGUUGACUCUAUCUUGGGCCUGCUUUCUACUAUACAAUUAUAUAUUUACGUGCGAGAUCACGGCUGGCCCCCUUUGAGCAGCAAAGCUGUGUUAAUUCACAUUUCUCCAAAACGAUGGAUGACGCGCCAGGCUGAUUUAGUGGGACCAGGGAGGACAGGACGAUUACCGAGGGCGCUCCUCGAGUCCAGCACCGUGCUUUCCCUAAAUGUUUCUGAGGAUGCCGGCGUCGGCUCAGUUCUAAUGAGUCUAAAUCCCACCAGGUUUCAGUCAGCCGCCUACGAGCUCAUUUAUCCGGAAUCAGAGAGCUCUCCAGUCACCGUGGGCCGCGACAGUGGAGAUAUAACAGUAACCCGGAGGCUGGAUAGGGAGACGGAGCCUUUCCUGGAGCUCACUGUUAAGAUUCAAGACAAACGAGGCCCUGAUUGGUACCUGAACAAGGUGAAACUGGCAAUCACUGAUGUCAACGACAACGUCCCUGAGUGGAAUAUGAAACCAUACCCGUACUUGGCUGUUGUGUCUCCUGAGGCAGCGGCAGGAACAUUUGUGUACCAGCUACAGGCAACUGACGAAGAUGAGGGUAAAAGUGGAGAAGUGGAGUACUUCUUGUCAGAUGGGGGCGAUGGCUGCUUUGCUGUUGACAAGAAGACAGGACAGGUGGUGACCACGGGGCUGGUUCUUCAGAAGGAGAGAGAGUACCUGCUAAGUGUGGUUGCCCUUGAUGGCUUGGGAAGCCACAGCGCACCUGCCAUGGUAUCUAUAGUGGCAGGGGCCCGAGCACCGCAGUUCACCAACACCAGUUAUGCCAUUACCAUACCGGAGAAUACCCCUGAAGGACAGCCCUUCCUUGCGGUAUUAGCUAUUUCCUUCCAGAAGGAGCAAAUCAGCUACAGCCUGCUGAUCAAUCCCAGCAGCAUUUUCAGCAUUCGGCAGGACACUGGAGAGAUCAGCCUUACCAAGACACUGGAUUAUGAGAGUGACCAGAGACGCUACCUUCUGAUGGUGCGAGCUAGUGAGGAGCCUGGGAGCUUGAGCACUGCCACAGAGGUUCAGGUGUUGAUAACGGAUGAGAACGAUUGUGUCCCAGAGUUCCUGCAGUCCAUCUACAGUGUAGAUGGAGUGCCUGAGACAGUAACCACAGCAACAUCUCUACUGCAGGUUUUAGCCACAGACUGCGACUCGGGAUUAAACGCUGAGCUCACCUAUUACACCCUGAGCCCGGAUUUCAGCAUUUCACCUCACGGGACUGUUUUCCCUGCAAGGCGGCUCGACUAUGAGAGGCCUAACCAUUUGUAUGAGUUUGUGGUGAUGGCAGUCGACAGCGGGGAUGAGCCUCAUUCUGGCACCACCACGGUUCGUGUGAGGAUGGUUAAUGUCAACGAUGAAGCCCCUGAAUUCUCCCAGCCUGUGUAUCGAACGUUCGUUUCCGAGGACGCCGGUCCCAACACGCUUGUUGCCACAGUCCUGGCCAAAGAUCCAGAUGGCGAUGGCAUAACCUACUCCAUAACCGCAGGCAAUGAAGAGGGAAACUUUGUCAUUGACAGCCAGAAAGGUUUGAUCCGUCUGCGCUCUACUCCCCUGCCAAAGCUUCAAGGUUUGGAGUAUGUCUUGAAUGUAACAGCCACAGAUGACAAUGCAUCAGGCGGGCUGCACCCUCUUAGUUCUAAUGCCCGGGUCGUCGUUGGAGUUGAUGACGUUAACAACAACAAACCAAUAUUUGAGCAGUGCCAGCAGUACCGAGAGCAGGCUUCAGUGCUGGAGAACCAGCCGGCGGGGACUUUUGUGUUGCAAGUGCAUGCAGUGGAUGCAGAUGAGGGAGCAAAUGGGAAAGUGAAAUAUGGCUUAAUGCAUAGAGACAGCGCCAUGCCUGCCUUCAGAAUCCAUCCAGACACAGGAGUGAUUGUGACAGCUCGACGCUUCGACAGGGAGCGGCAGAGAGAGUAUUCAAUUACAGUAACGGCCACUGAUUGGGCAGAGGAGCCGCUCAUUGGCAUCUGUCAGCUCGCCAUACAGAUACUGGACCAGAAUGAUAACAGCCCCAAGUUUGAGAAUUUGCGCUAUGAGUAUUUUUUAAGAGAAGACACCUUGGUUGGUACCAGUUUCCUUCGUGUUGCAGCUCAUGAUGAUGAUUUUGGUACUAAUGCAGCCAUUACUUACUCCAUGUCAGUGGAGCAGCCUGAGUACCUGCAGGUCAACCCUGUGACUGGAUGGGUCUUUGUCAACCAGCCCAUAUCUCAGAGAACCUAUAUAACACGGGACAUCAUUGCAACAGAUGGGGGAAAUCGCAACACUUCUGUGGAGCUGGCAGUUACCAUUACCAACGUGAAGAACCAGCCUCCUCAGUGGGAGAAAGACAGCUACAAUGUUGUCAUACCUGAGAAUACUGCCAGGGACACACCUAUAGUGACAAUAAAGGCCACCUCUCAGCUGGGUGACCCGAGAGUGACCUACAACCUUGAGGAUGGCAUGGUGCCUGAAACCAACAUGCCAGUUCGUUUCUACCUCUCACCAAACCGUGAGGAUGGAUCUGCUUCCAUUCUGGUGUCAGAGCCGCUGGACUAUGAGACCACACCAUUCUUUUCUUUAAGGGUCCGAGCACAGAAUGUCGCUGCGGUCCCUCUAGCAGCUUUUACAAGGGUGUAUGUUAAUAUUACAGAUGUCAACGACAAUGUGCCGUUUUUUACAUCCUCUAUUUACGAGUCCUCGGUAACAGAAGGAGCCCAGAUCGGAACUUCGGUUCUCCAAGUGUCUGCCCAUGACAAAGACCUGGGUCUUAACGGAGAGAUCACUUACUCUUUGCUCAGCGACAGCAGCGGCGACCACAACUUCUUUCGUAUUGACCCCCAAUAUGGAAUCAUCUACACAGAAGCGGUAUUUGAUCGGGAAGCCCGUAGUUCCUACCUGCUCGAGGUUCAGUCAGAAGAUGGCCAAGAGUCAGCUCGACCUGGCAAAAAUAAACAGCCCAACACAGACACAGCAUAUGUGAGGGUUUUCAUCAGCGACGUCAAUGACAACAAGCCAGUCUUUGCUCAGCGACUGUAUGAAGUCGGUGUCGAUGAGAAUGCAGAUGUUGGCCUGGCUGUCGUCACCGUCAGCGCCACUGACGAGGAUGAAGGAGCCAAUGCCAAGCUCCGCUACCAGAUAACAUCUGGCAACAAAGGAGGUGCUUUUGACAUCGAGCCGGAGGUUGGGACAAUCUUCAUUUCACAGUUAUUGGACUAUGAAAAGCAAAAGAGAUACAAGUUGCUGGUUCUUGCCUCAGAUGGAAAGUGGGAAGACUAUGCCGCUGUUGUGGUCACCAUAGUCAAUAAAAACGAUGAAGCACCUGUGUUUUCUAUGAAUGAGUACUAUGGAUCGGUCACAGAGGAGCUUGAUGGGUCUCCUGUUUUUGUGCUACAGGUUACAGCCACUGACCCAGACAAAGAUGCAGACCAGGGAGCCAUCAGGUACUCCAUUCAUGGCCAAGGUGCUGAGUCCCAUUUCAUGAUCAAUGACAUCACAGGGGAGAUGUACGCCCAGCGAACCAUGGACCGAGAGGAGCGGGCCGUCUGGCGCUUUGUUGUUAUGGCAACGGACGAAGAAGGCGAGGGGCUUACUGGCUUUACAGAUGUUAUUAUCAACGUGUGGGACAUCAAUGACAAUGCCCCAACCUUUGUGUGUGCACCCGAUAAUUGCCAUAGCAGUGUGGCAGAAAAUUCACCUCCUGGAACGUUUGUUGUGGAAAUGACUGCUGUGGAUCUGGACGAUGCAGCUGUGGGUCAAAACGCAAUCCUCACCUACCGGAUUAUAGAGAAUGCACAAAAUUCAGACAAUGCAAACCUGUUUACUAUUGAUUCAAGCACUGGCACCGUAUCCGUGGCAGCAGACGGUCUGGAUAGAGAGCGUGCUGAUAGGCACCACCUGGUUGUGGAGGCCAGGGAUGGUGGUGGUAUGAUUGGCACGGCCACUGUCACAAUUGUGGUGACAGACAUCAAUGACCAUGUGCCAAAAUUUAUAGAGGACUGGUGUGGUGCUCGUGUACCUGAGAGCACACUUGAGGACUCUUCCCUCUUGGAGCUGAGUGCUGUGGACCCUGAUGAUGGUAGAAAUGGUCAGUUGUCAUACAGCAUCUUUGCAGGGGAUACAGAGCAGCGAUUCUACAUAGUUAGCCACAAACUGGAGCAGAAGGGCACUCUAAGACUGAAAAAGAAGCUGGACUUUGAGCAUCCAGAUGAGCAGAGGUUUAACCUGACAGUCAAAGUGGAGGACUCAAAUUUUUCCAGUCUUAUUCACUGUAUGAUCCUUGUUGAAGAUGAAAAUGAUAAUGCGCCUGUUUUUACCCCAAGUUUUCACCUGCUGUCCCCUGUACCUGAGGAUGUACCAGUAGGAACCAGCAUAAUUCAGGUCAUAGCCUCUGAUUCUGACUCAGGCCCGAACGGAGAUAUUUUUUACAGCAUCCUCCCACAUUCAGACCCCUAUGGACACUUCAGAGUCAACCGAGGUGGUGUUGUCACUGUCACGCAUUCACUGGAUAGGGAGACGGUGGCAGGUUAUGAGCUGGUUGUCAUGGCGACAGACCGUGGCACCCCAGCCCUUACUGGCAGUGUCACGGUCCACUUGCCUUUGCUUGACAUGAAUGAUAACGGGCCAGAGCUGGAGAUGCUCUAUGCUCCAGUGCUGUGGGAGAACAGUCCCGCUCCUCAAGUGGUCUGGCUUAACGGGAGCUCAACUUUACUUCAUGUUGUGGACAGAGACUCCCCAGAGCAUGGACCUCCAUUCCUCAUCUCCCUUCCCUCAGAGUACUCUGCUGACUUCCACCUUCAGGACCAUGGGAAUGGCUCUGCCACACUCACCACCCUCCGGAGAUUUGACAGAGAAAGGCAGAGAGAGUACCAUUUACCGGUGGUAAUGAUUGACAGUGGACUUCCACCGAUAACAGCCACAAGCACUCUCAUCAUCACUAUUGGUGAUCAUAACGAUAACGCCCAUCAGGCAGGGGAGAAAGAUGUCUAUGUGCAUAGCCGCAAGGGAAGGAUGGGAAAUGCAGCUCUAGGGAAGGUGUAUGCCCCAGAUCCAGAUGAUUGGGACAACAAGACCUACAGUCUGGAGACAAGUGCAGCCAAAUACUUUAGUGUGAAUCAGAGCUCAGGAGUGCUGACUGUCCGACAAAACACUCCAGUAGGCAGCUAUUGGUUAAGAGUUGGAGUGUCUGACGGCGUAUGGCCUGAUGUGAUAGCAGGAGUUAGGGUUCAUAUCAGAGAGCUGGAGGAAAAGGCCAUUCAGUCGUCUGCUUCUCUGCGUUUGACAGGCAUUACAGCAAGAGAAUUUAUCGACUCAAACGUCGAGGGGAAAAGUCGGCUGGAGGCAUUCUGGGACUUCCUGACUGAAACCCUGUCUGUCAGACCAGGAAGUAUCAACAUUUUCAGUGUAGCAGACAGAGAGGCGAGAACAGUGGACAUUCAUUUCUAUGUGCUAACCGAUAAUGGCUACUUGCGCCCAGAGAAACUGCACACCGCCCUAGCAGCACAUAAAAAGAAGCUGCAGUCAAUCCUCCGUGUGAAUGUGAGCCAGGUGCAGGUAGAUGAGUGUGUGCGCACUGACUGUAAGACAUCCGGCGGCUGCUACACACAGUUAAGCGUCAGUGACUCACCCGCCUUGAUAGACUCUGGUGCUUUAUCCCUGGCUUCAGUGAAAGUGACAUCUUCAGCUGUGUGUGGCUGUGCUGCUAGAGAAAUGACCCACCGGACGUGCUCCUCUUACCCAACUUACCCCUGCCUCAAUGGAGGGACAUGCUUCGACACACAAAAUGGGUACAGGUGCCACUGCCCCCCACAGCUCGAAGGGCCAGACUGUCAGCAGACGAGACUUAGUUUCCUUGGUAACGGCUAUGCCUGGUUUCCUCCCAUAAGGCCAUGCUUUGAUAGCCAUCUUUCACUCGAGUUUAUGACAGAGGAAGAAGACGGACUGCUUCUGUAUGCAGGCCCUUUGGCCACUCUUUUACCGGGGGAUAAUGAAGACUACAUCGCCAUAGAACUGAUUGGUGGGACUCCAAGCCUUAAAAUCAACCAUGGUUCUGGGACCUUAGUUCUCCAGUUAACAAAUGUUGGAGUGAGUGACAAACUUUGGCAUCGACUUGAUGUGAGGACCAACAGCAAAGAAGUGCGCCUAACCCUGGAUCGAUGCUCAAGUGCGGUAGUCAUGGAAGCCGAGGGAGUGGAAUCAUGGGCGAUGACAGAGGAUCGCUCAUCCUGUGAAAUACGAGGGGUCACACCAAACAGGGAUAAGUACCUGAACGUAAGUCAUGUUCUGCAACUAGGAGGAGUCAACGAGAACAUAUCAUAUGAAUAUCCACAGCUGCAACACAAACACUAUACUGGAUGUAUAAGAAACCUGAUUGUGGACAGCAAGUUGUAUGACCUUGGUUCCCCUGCUGAAUCCUUCAGCACUUCGCCAGGCUGCAGUCUUAUUGAUAACCACUGCACUGACUUGGAGCAGAAUCCCCCCUGUGGAAAGCGGGGCAGCUGUCAUGGGGAAUGGGGCUCUUUCAGCUGCCUGUGUGAAAAAGGGUUUACAGGCCCGCAUUGUGAUCAAGUGACUCCAGAGUUUUCAUUCGACGGCCGGAGCCACAUUCAGCUGCAGCUUCUGUGGUCCCUGCCUGCAAGGCGAACACAAGUACAGAUUGGGGUCCGGACUCGUGCGUUAACUGGGGUCAUCCUUAGCUUGCUGUCCCAGGAGCAGAGUGAAUACCUGCGUUUAGAGGUUUUCCAUGGUCUGCUGGCUGUUUUAUACAACCUAGGAGAUGGAGACUACAAUAUCUCUCUGCCGUACCAUCGUCUGGAUGACGGGGAAUGGCAUGAGGUGGAGUUGGAUCGGUACGGCAGAGAGUUCACCCUAAGGCUGGAUGGAGGUGGGGGGCGACUUGAAGUCACAGCCUCACCUGGCCAAAGUCAGGAGAUCAUUAUUGACCCCUCUGUGGUCAUGCUUGGGAACUCUUUUCCAUCAGGACACAAUCGCAGUUUUCUUGGCUGUUUGCGUGAUGUGAGGCUUAACGGCCGCUCCAUUCCCCUGGAUCAGGACCAGCAUUCAGAAGGACUUCAGGUGUUGGUUGCUUCGCAGGGCGUCUCUGUCGGCUGCUACUCAGAUUCCUGCAGAAAGCAUCACUGCUCCCCUCCCUUGGUCUGUGUGGACCUCUGGAGACAGCAUGAUUGCAGGUGCCCUGCGGGCCACAUGACCAAAGAGACCUCCGUGGGCAGAGUGUGCAUUUACACGCUCUGCGCUAGCCGGCCGUGUCGACAUGGCACGUGCGUGGCUCACUCGCCGUCCCGCUACUCGUGCCACUGCAGUGAGGGCUACCGGGGGCGGCACUGCGAAGUGGCCCUUGCCGUGUUCUACAGUGAGGAUAGCAACAGCCUCAGCCUCAGCUCCAUGUUUGCCAUCAGCAUCUGUGUCAUGGCCUUUCUAGUGUUGAUGCUGGGGCUGUUUCUUUACUCCUGCUGGAGGAGACACAAAGGCCUGAAGGAGGGUGUUUACCACGUGUCUGCACACCACGGCGAGUGGGAGGACAUCCGAGAAAAUGUGCUCAACUACGACGAGGAAGGUGGCGGGGAACAGGACCAGAAUGCUUUUAACAUGGUGGAGCUGCAGCGCUCCCUCCAGCCCAGCCCUGCACAGUCCCUACGCUACAGCUAUCCGCAUAACUCCAGCUCCUACCCCCAGACGAAGCUUCCUCAAGACAACAACAAAAAGGGGAUGGCAAAUGGGAAUGGCAGUGCAGCUAUUGCACUGCGUCUGGCCAUCCCUCCCUCAGAGGCUGAAACCUUGUCCUCACCUCUGACCUUCCGCCGCUCACAAAGAGCCUUCUCCUUCUCCAGCCAAGACUUGGCUCGCUACCUUUGUGAGGUUAUCAGAGACAUGGAGCAUGCAGAGGACCCUGGAAGCUUGACCACACCACGCCGUCCCUCUGGAAAGGAGCACAGCCUGGCCUCUGUGCGCUCCCUAAGCUCUCUCAGUGCAUCCCAGGGUUCGGAAGUCAGGCUUCACGCCGCCCAGAUAACCCGGAUGGACACAUUUAGAGCCCUUCGUGCCGUGAUGUGUGAUCUAAGAGGAGACUCCAAGAUUCCAGACAGCCAGAGAGACAAACUUAAGGAGAGCAGGGGGCAGUUGAAGUGUGAGAAGAACGGGUGAAGUUAUGCUCUAAGAAACGGGACUGUAAGUUGCCAAAAAAAACCCAGCAACAUUAAUCAGAAAUCAAUGGUGGAAAUCUAAAGGGAGGUCAUUAAAUGUGAAAUACUUUGACUCGAAAGGCUGCGCUGAGUCUGUGUGAAUUCUCUAAUAAAUGUAAUGUAUUGAAGAAACUUUGAAGAUAUAUGUUCUUUGAUAUAACAGAUGUUUACCAAUGAAUGAUCAGAUGUGAUGUAUUGUUUAUUUGGAAUUGCACUGUACAGUAUUUAAUUUACAGAAAACACUUUUUGCAGGCGCCCUGUGUCAAAACAACCCAUGUCAUAAAGCUCACAGAAGAAAUGGUUCCAAGCAGUGGGCCAAAUGAGUUUUCUCUGAGAAAACUGGAUUCUUUUUGCUGUUAAUGACUCAUGAAAUCAUUUAUGUGACAAAAUGAGAAUUGUUUCAUUUGUAUUAUCUUUUUCCUUUAAUA
Messenger RNA from Cyprinodon variegatus (sheepshead minnow), 9516 nucleotides. Its product is annotated as neural-cadherin-like. The transcript has 33 exons. Gene Ontology annotation, biological process: homophilic cell-cell adhesion. The coding region runs from base 306 to 9050 and encodes 2914 amino acids. The record is from RefSeq and is a predicted model, not a curated record. NCBI's taxonomy places the organism in Eukaryota, Metazoa, Chordata, Actinopteri, Cyprinodontiformes, Cyprinodontidae. Gene Ontology annotation, molecular function: calcium ion binding; cadherin binding. Gene Ontology annotation, cellular component: plasma membrane; catenin complex.